Molecule: messenger RNA, 3333 nt
Organism: Melanaphis sacchari
Lineage: Eukaryota; Metazoa; Arthropoda; Insecta; Hemiptera; Aphididae
Molecular function (GO): histone binding
Source: RefSeq, a predicted model, not a curated record
ACUAUGUAGUAGUACCUACUACCUAUGUUAAAAACAUUUUCAUUAUCUACGGGCCGUGUCCGUUUGUGGCGGCUCCCGGCUUAGCUGUUUUUCCCUGUGCUAAUUUAGUUUUUGAUGUUUACUGUUUUGCUGUGCAGUUUUUUUAUCUGAGGUGUUGACCGGUGGGGCGUGAUUGAUAUUUGAUAUAUUUUAUAGUAGUAUGUUUGUAGCACUACUCGUUAUUCCGACUUGUUGCAUUUAUCGUUAAGUGUUAUUUUUUAAUUGUCAAUUGCUUAAUUUUAACAGUUUGAAAUUGUACCAAGUGAGAAGCGGUUGAGCAUUGGGAUUCAUUUGUACACGAGUUGUACGGAGGACCAUUUAUAUGAAACUGUUAAAAUUCGAUUGGUCUGAUUUAUUAAUGAUUUAAUUUUGUAUUAUGUGAUAAAAGAAUUAUUACCAAAAGAAAAGUAUUUCUUGGCGUUUUCAAUUUGAUGCGAAAUCUGCUAGUCAGUCAUUGUAAAACAUAACGUUGCGUUUGAUUGUUUUAAAAUGUCAGAAAUUGAGAUCUCAUCCGGACUGGAAGAUAGUGAACCAGACAUAUUUUAUAAUAUGGAUGUGUUUCAACAGAUGAUAAAUUUAUGCCGAAACAAUAAACAGUUUCCUCAGAAGUAUGUUGAAGAUAUGAAUAAAAUGUAUAACAAGUGCAGUAAUAAGCAAAAAAAUUCAAAACAUUUAUGCAGUUUGGUACUUAAAGGAUUAGAAUUAAUUUCUCCAAAGAAUAAAAAUUCUUUUCAGUAUGCUGCCGAUGUAUAUAAUGCAUUAUUGCAACUUUCCAAAAAAGACUCAAAUAGUUUACAGACUGAAAAUUGUGUUGCUAGUACUUCAAAUGGUAAUGCAAGUAUGACUUCAGAAUUAGAAAAUAAUAUAAGUAAUAAUGAAAUUAGUGAAAGCCAUAAAAUAUUUAAAGAAUUAAUUGAAAAAUGUUAUCAAAACAAACAUUUUUCAAAUUUAAAUGUUGAAAAAAUCGAUAAAUUGUAUAACUCUUUGCCAUCUGAAUUUCUUAAUUCUAACUAUUUUAUUAAGUUAUUAAGAGAAGCAAAUAAAAUAAUCUGGCCCGAUAGUGGUAUAACUUUAUUUAUACACUUGGAACAUAUAUAUGAUCAAUUACAGCAAUUUAAAGCUUCAAUGCAGGUUCAAGAUACCAAAACAUCUAGAAACAAUAAAGAAAUUGAUGGAAAGAAAUUAAAACAGUUAAAAAAACUAAAAACUGCGUUAAAGAUUGUCCGAAAAAAAAUAAAAAUUCUUGAUGAACAAGAAAUGGAUAUAAAUAAUGAAGAUGAAUUUAAUGCUGAUUCCGCAUAUAUAUUAAAAGACAAAUAUGAAAAAAGGAUUGUUGAAAUUUAUAAACGAAUGUGCAAACUAAGUGAUGAACCAAACUUUUUAGAAGAACCUAUAUUGCGUUUUAGAGCAACAAAUAACAAAUUGAUUAAUAAAACCAUUGAAAAAUAUUAUAAUCUUAAUAAAACAUUUCCUGAUUAUUAUGAAGUAUAUACAUUAUUAAAAUGCUUACGAGACAAAAAAAAAUUAGAUUGGACUGAAACUGAAUUAAAAAAUAUUUCACAUGACGCAUUUCUUAAGCUUGGAAAACAAUUAAAGCUUCAAAGACUGAAUGAAUAUUUUGGUCGUUUGGCAAGUGUAAAUGUAGAUAAAGAUCCAGCAGAAGAAGAUGAAGACCUUAGAAAAAAACUUGAUGAAAGUAACAAAAAGUUACAUGCAGAUUUGAACAUGUUGACAAAAAAGUUUGAAAAUAAACAAGAUUAUGCAGAAGAAACAGAAGGGUCUAAUCUUAAUGAUACAGAGUGUGAAAACAGUUCAGAAAAUGAAUAUACUGAUAAUAAUAGAAAAUUAUAUAAAGAGCCGAAACCAAUAUCAGUUAGACGGAAAAGAAGGGUAUCAUUAUCAUCAUCAUCAGAAUCAGAAAAUUUUAAACGACCAAUAAAGAGUCAGAAAACUCUUUACAUGGAGUCGUUUGAUUUAAUGCCAAGUGGUGUUAAUUCAGAAACAAUACAAGAAGAGGCAAAUGAUAAAAUUAAUGUUAUUAAAAAAAAAGUUCCUGAUAAAAUUACAGUUAAAGAUAUUGAUGAUAUAAUAAAUAAAAAAAAUAGUAUUGGUAUAGUAAAAGAUGCUGACAAACUACCAAAAAAAGUUUCUAAAAACGUUUUGAGAAAAGUAGUUAAGGCUGAUGAAACAUUAGAAAGUAAUAAUUUAGUCACAGAUAUUGAUACUGAUGCAGACGGAAUUCUUGUGAUUGAUGAAGAAGUUAGAGUUGAGAAUAAUACUAAAGGAAAAGUUAUCGAAGAACCAUUGGAAAAUAAUAUUAAAGAAAUCGAGAGUGAAUUAAAUGCUAUGCAUCAUAGUAGUACAUCUAUUGAUAAUGAAGAUCAACAUCAAGCUGAAAGAUUUGAGCCUGAAGUUAUAAUAGAAGAAAUAAAUGAAGAUAAAGAUUCAUCAAAAGAUGUAAUCGAGAUUAAUGAACUCGAUGAUUCAGAUGUAGAAAUAACUUCUUGUGAAACACCCAUAGUUCCUGUUCAUAAUAAGAAAUCUCUAGAUUCUAUUAUAAAAUCGUUGAAUUUUGAUAAGAAGUACAAAUGGAAUAAUGAAUCAAAGAAUAUUAAUCUUCCACCAUCUAGAGUAAGUUCAAUUUUUUUUUUAAUAAAAAGAAAAAUUAUUCAUACUUGCAUAUUAAUUAUUACAAUAUUAUUUUUUUAAAUUUCAAAUAAUUUAAACAAGAAUUUAGUCAAUUGUUGGGUUAUGAACAACACACGGCCUUUUAAACCAAAUAGCACAAAUAGCGUGUCCAAUAUCAGGCAGCAUAAUAGGCAUAGACCAAUGGCUUGUCAAAGAAUGCAGUCAACUUCUUUUCAAAAGAGUGUACAAACUGCAAGACAGUUCACUCAACGUAUUUCAAAUUCAGUUCAACAACAAAGAAAUUUCAUGAAUAAUCAAUCAGUACUACGAGAACAAGUAACAACCAUGACUACAACAACUACAGUUCGACAAAUUGUUCAGAAAAAUCAAGUCCAUCUUCCCGGUAAUUCUAUAACUAAUAAUGGUAACAAACCUGAACUUAUAGAACUGGAUUAGUAUUUAAUGAUAUAAAUACAGUAAUUACAUUAUAUUAUAAUAUUUUUAUUUUCAUUGUUAGAUCUGGAAAAUAUUAUUGUACUAUCAGAUUUUUCUGAAAAUUUGUCUAAAUUAAACAUUAUAUUUUGAAUUGUAAUAAUAUAAAUUAUUGAAUUAAACUAAGAGGUUUAUUAUUUUAGUCUAUUCAAUAUCAGUAAUUUUUUUGUGAUU